Zootermopsis nevadensis is the source of this 1594-nucleotide messenger RNA. It is a transcript of the gene spz6, whose product is annotated as Spaetzle domain-containing protein 6. The record is from RefSeq and is a predicted model, not a curated record. Gene Ontology annotation, molecular function: growth factor activity; Toll binding. Lineage: Eukaryota; Metazoa; Arthropoda; Insecta; Blattodea; Termopsidae. Gene Ontology annotation, cellular component: extracellular region. Gene Ontology annotation, biological process: innate immune response; central nervous system formation.
UGGUAAGGUGAUGCAGUGGCCCGGAUUCAGUCCGAAGUUGGCAGCGGUAUCAUCAGUGUGGUGCACGGUGAACACCUGUGAGAACCGAAGUGUGGUGAUAUGGGGUCUGGUAAUGUGAUACAUCGGUCGUCUUCAAGAUCUAAGCUACCACCUUCAAAAUUAAUGGAUUUCGUUGUUGUAAUGAUUUGUGUGGCGUGUUCGACGACGGUCAUGUGUUCCGGUAUAAAAAUCCCCCAAAGCCCAGAAGUGGUACAGGAACCACCUGAAGGUUACUACGCUUUUGUUGAAUCUCCGAAUGCAGAACCACCUAGAGUCAGGCGUCCACCUUAUCAACAGUCAGACAAGGAGUGUCCAGGGACGCACAGCUACAGCCAACCUGAUUCCCUCUUCAACCUGUGUGGAGACCUGAACAAAGGUGUCAUCCCACCGAACCCCAUGGGACAGAAAGUGCUGGGGGCAGCCUAUCCAUUCGAGUUAGUACGCAACAAGACUCUCGAGUUCUUCAGUAAGACACUCCCCAUCCUGAAAGCUGACGAGACUCUGCCCAGAGUCGCCAAGUAUCACCAGGACCCAGCCCAAUGGAGUACCGGUUCCCUCGCACAUAACUCGAUAGCACCAGAUCACAGACACCGCACUAGAAGAGACACAAAGGCGCCCGAAGCUAACGGAACCGAAGAAAGCCGAAGACAGACGGAAGACAAGACGAUUGUCAGCGCCAUCAAACGGGAAGCCAGGAAAUUCUGUGAUAACGGAGGAGGAGUGCUGUGCAUGCUGUACAGAGCAUUCAACGGAGAACCUCUGGCCUCCGGAAUGGUUGAGCGUAGAGAUGAUUUUGGCGGAGAAACCCCGGAGUAUCGCAGGGGAGAGGGUGCCUCCGUGGCUACAGUAGGUGCACACCACGAACCUUCUCUGCCUCCGACACCCUGUCCUGCCAAAGUGGACUAUGCAACUCCUGUUUUUGCCAAGAACUACCAGGGUGUAUGGCGCUACGUAGUGCAGAUCCCAUACGAAGGAUAUUUCACUCAGACUGUAGAAGUCACCAGAUGUCUACAAUCUCGCUGUCACUACCUGGAUGGUGGUUGCCUUUCAUCACCAAGAUGGACAAGCCUGCUUGUUGCGGAAAUUUAUUACCCAGAUACUUUCCUGCCAGCUGCACCAGGAGGAAGGUGGCCGUCACAUAGAAAUCCUGUCGCUGGAGAAAAUCCACCUCCAGUACACGAUUUCCAGAAUUAUCAACAGUACUUGCGAAAAAGAGCAGGUGUCCAAGCACCAGUAUCGACAGAGAGUCCGAGUGUAACGACUCAGACACCAACCAAAAACAAUUCCCAGUGCGACGGCAUCGAUGACUUAGGUUGCUUUCAGGUGCGUCUGUACUACGAUUGGUUCCUCAUCCCUGGGAGUUGCAAGUGCUGGAGGCCAGAUUAUUUUUCUCGCUACAUUAGGCGGAAGGUCGUCACUUCUGACCUCUAACCUCUGAUCAUUCACUUAUAACUGUACGAUAAUUUACUAUAAUUUAUUAUUAGUCAACACAAAAUAAUGAAGGACGCACAAGAUGAUUCAACAUUCUAGUUGACAAUACAAGUUUUAUAAAUUC